UCUUCUGGAAAGUCCUCCUCAUAUUAAACAGCAGAGCUAACAAGCUAAAGCAUUUAGCUGUCGAUAACGCUUGAUAAGUUGUUCUCAAGUUUUUUUUACACAACUUUGUUAGUUACAAAGUCUUUUGCCCGAUACAUUUCAUCAUGGAUAACCUCCAGAAGUUCCGCUGUUUCUGUAGAUUGUUUUGGUCCGUUUUCGUGGCAUAGUUUGAAGCUAACGCUUUUAGCCAAGCAGUAGUCUGCUAACAAAAGCCUAGCCUUCUUUGAGCCUUGGACGGCAGAAGUUUGUAACUGUGUCCGCUGGUUUCCUGAUAGCAACUCCACCAAAAUGUCAAUAUUAGGACUGAAAAAGAAACAGCCGAAGACUUUUAAAGUCAAAGUUAUCACCAUGGAUGCUGAGAUGGAGUUCAGCUGCGAGGUGAAGUGGAAAGGUAAAGACCUGUUUGACCUGGUGUGUCGCACUGUUGGUUUGAGGGAGACCUGGUUCUUUGGACUCAGGUACACAGUAAAGGACACCUACGCUUGGCUGAAACAAGAGAAACGGGUUUUGGAUCAGGAGGUUCCCAAGGACUCUCCCAUAACAUUUCAUUUCCUGGCGAAAUUCUUCCCAGAAAAAGUCGAAGAAGAGCUGGUCCAAGAAAUAACUCAACACCUUUUCUUCUUACAAGUGAAGAAACAGAUUUUAGAUGAAGAGAUAUUCUGUUCCCCUGAAGCAUCUGUUCUGUUGGCAUCAUAUGCUGUUCAAGCCAAGUAUGGGGACUAUGACCCAAAUUUUCACAAGCCGGGGUUCUUGGCACAAGAUGAGCUUUUGCCAAAAAGAGUAUUAAUGCAAUACCAAAUGACAGCUGACAUGUGGGAGGAGAAGAUUACAGCUUGGUAUGCAGAGCAUAGAGGCAUUGCCAGAGAUGAAGCUGAGAUGGAAUAUCUAAAAAUUGCUCAAGACCUUGAGAUGUAUGGGGUCAGCUACUUUGCCAUAACUCAAAACAAGAGGGACACAGACCUGCUGCUUGGAGUUGAUGCCCAGGGCCUUCACAUCUACAGCCCCAACAGCAAACUCAACCCAAACAAGUCCUUCCCUUGGAGCGGCAUCCGCAACAUCUCUUACAGCGAAAAAGAGUUCACCAUCAAACCCCUGGACAAGAAGAAAGAUGUUUUCAAGUUCUACUCAUCUCAACUGCGUGUCAACAAACUGAUCCUGCAGUUGUGCAUUGGUAACCAUGACCUGUUCAUGAGGCGGAGGAAGGUUGACUCCAUUGAAGUGCAGCAGAUGAAAGCUCAAGCUAAAGAGGAGAAGGCCCGAAAGAAGAUGGAACGGCAGAUCCUGGCUCGUGAAAAACAGAUGAGGGAGGAAGCAGAACGAGCAAAAGAAGAGAUGGAACGAAGACUCUUCCAGCUGCAAGACGAGGCGCGACUGGCCAACGAGGCACUGUUGCGCUCUGAGGAGACAGCUGACCUCCUGGCAGAGAAGGCUCAGAUUGCUGAGGAGGAGGCCAAGUUGUUGGCUCACAAGGCAGCAGAAGCUGAGCAGGAAAGGCAGAGAUUAGAGGUCACUGCCAUGAAGACCAAGGAGGAGAAGAGGCUGAUGGAGCAGAAAAUGAGGGAGGCAGAGCAGCUGGCUGUUAAACUGGUGGAGCAGUCAGAGAGGAGGUUAAAAGAGGCGGAUCACCUAAAACAGGACCUGACUGAGGCGAAGGACGCUGAGCGGAGAGCCAAACAGAAGCUGCUGGAGAUCACCAAAACAACAUAUCCUCUCAUAGCAGCCUACUCGACCCCUCCUGCUCCCCCUGCCCCUCCAGAAGCCGUGGACUGUGCCUAUGACUCGGCAUCAACGCGCCUUGACUUUAAAGACUCUGAUAUGAAAAGACUGUCAAUGGAGAUUGAGAGAGAAAGGCUGGAGUACAUGGAGAAGAGUAAACACCUGCAGGAUCAGCUGAAGGAGCUGAAGACAGAGAUUGAGUCUCUGAAGCUGGAGGAGCAGCAGCAGCAGGCCGGCCUCUACAACCUCCGCUGUGAGGCAAGGGGAUACAUUCAGGAGCCUCCUGUGUACAUACCUCACAGCAAUCGAAACUCUGCGUACAUGUCUCAGAUGGCCUUCUUUGAAGAAGUUUGAAUUCAGUCCUACAGAAUGAGGGAGGAGGACACAAGCGGAUGAGGCUCAGUGCUCUAGACUGUAUGGGUAAUUCCCAUGGUUUAAAGUAACGGACAGACACAGAAACACCCUGACAGUGUGUUCUUGAAAGACUUUGACUUUGUCCUAAACAGCAGCAUCUACUGCUGCUUUGGCUGCAGUCACAGGCUGUCCUGCUUGAUGCUAACCAUCUGCUACACUACAGAGCCUUUCACAUGCCAUUUAUAUUUUAUGAACACCUUAACAUGUGUGACACAGAUCAAGGAUCCGGUGCUGACGGUGGCCGUAGAAAUAAGUUCUGAUUUGCCAUUGGUGUUUUAUUGUGCUUUAAGGGAUAUGUAGUUGUCACAUAGCCAGAUAAUACCUUAGCUAAAGUGGUUACAGCAUUUUAGAGAGGAACUGAAUUAAAUAUGUCAUAACAAGCUUUAGGUCAGUUACCUGCAUUAGGUCUAAUUCUGUUAUCUGGUUACAGUAAUUUCAAGGAUUAGGGUCAUUUUAUUUCACAUUUUAUUUUAUUUAACUAACAAAGGGAUUCUCAAACUUGGCUUUUCAAAGUAAUACCUCAAAGAAAACCAAAUGCCACUGUUAUUGAUCAUACAUCACCAAGCUAUUGUUGUUGUAGCUCUAAAACAGAUAGAAACAGCUAAAAUCACUCCUGAUUAAUGGGAUGAAAUGUGAAAAUCAAGAUGGUAAACUUGCUCAUACUUUAUAAAAGUGGGAGGUCAAAAGUUGACAAGCAGGCGAGUGCAGGGAAAGUGUCGCAAUGUGACACCAUAAGAAUUUCAAAUGCAGUGUUGUUUUUUUUUGUUUUUCAUUUGUCUUCCUGUUCAUGAAAAUGCCUUAACUGACAUUAUGCCCAUACUUUUUUCAGUUUUAUUCUUCAUUAUGAUAGUUACAACUCUUACUCUGCCAUUUCAACUUCUUGUGUUUUGUGCUCUUGACUGAUCAGUGCCUUAAACUUUUUUAUGUUAUUAACUGAGUUUCUUGGGUUUCAGUUUGUUCUGUUUUUAUUAUUUUCUAGGCUUAGAGUUACAUUCAUUCGGGGGGUUUUGUCACAUCCUGACUGUUUGAAAAUACAGCUGAUUGAUGGCUUUCCAUUGUGCCUUUUAUCCUCAGCUUAUGUCCUUCUCAGGGUGUUGGAGACAAUCACUGCAGCUAGAGUCUCUUUGUGUGUUUUCCCCUGAGUUAUGGCUCAAUAUCUGCUAAUGUUUACUCUUAAAAAGGUUAUUUUUAAGCCCCAAAGUAGGCCAUGUUUUGAAAACAGUGCAUGCACUUCAUUUGAAAAAUGCAGAUUGAUCAACCUGAGUAAACAUCUAUUCUCGACACUCCUCAUUAGAUCCUAUAAAAGGGAGAGGCUGAAUGCUAGUUGCCCAUCCAGAGACCCUUAACAUUUGCUUAUUUGGACCUGUAUAACUUGUAUAACAUUGUUAUAAACUGAACAUUGAUGUUUUUUCUGGCGAUAAAUGAGUAAUGUUGGUCACAUGUUAAUGAAAAUGUGUUGAAAGCCAGAUGGGAAUUUUCUUUUUUCUUAAUGUGCAUAUGGCUUACAUGCUUUAGCUUGUAUCUUUAACUUUAUUUAUUUGUGCUUUUAAAUCCCUUAAUGGCAUCACCAUACACAUUCUAUCAGAUCUAUCCUCAUGGGAGACUCUUUACAUUUAAUAUUUGUUUUUCUUUUAGUUCUGCCAAAUUUACAUCCAGUAAGAACUAUUUAAUCUCAGUGUUGUACUUUAAGGGAUUUGGUUUACUUUAAUGUGGCAUCAAUUCUCAUGCUCAACUAAGUGCUUUUUAAAUGUUUUGUAACCACAAGUUAUUUGUAUUUGUCUUGUUAUUUCAGCAGUGAUUUUACUGUGUAUGAUUCUUACUUUUUUCUGAUGAGUUGCAGACAAAAGGAGCUUUUUUUCAGUUUUUGCUUCUUUGUGCCAGAAAUACAUAGGCAACACCCUACAAGGCCACACAAUGCUCUAUAUGGGGUGUUUCAGUUUCAGGGCAUGAUUAGACAUUUAUAAUUUUCAUCUAAAUAUGCAUUAAAUUCCAUAUACUGCUUUUCAAAAAGUAUGCUGGUUGGCUGAUGUGAACCUUUUAGCAGGAUAUCUGACUCAUUGCUAGUUUAUCAGCCAUCUGGACAAGGAUUGAGUGUGCCAUAUUUCAUUGAAGUUUUGCUCUCUUUCAGUGAUGAAUGGAUACAUAUAUCACAGUAGUUCAAAUAAAGAUUUCAGGAUUUGAA
Molecule: messenger RNA, 4351 nt
Organism: Cheilinus undulatus (humphead wrasse)
Lineage: Eukaryota; Metazoa; Chordata; Actinopteri; Labriformes; Labridae
Gene: nf2b
Product: neurofibromin 2b (merlin)
Exons: 17
Coding region: 328-2109 (593 amino acids)
Biological process (GO): regulation of organelle assembly; regulation of cell shape; positive regulation of protein localization to early endosome
Cellular component (GO): filopodium; adherens junction; cytoskeleton
Molecular function (GO): cell adhesion molecule binding; actin binding
Source: RefSeq, a predicted model, not a curated record